CUUCUUCUUCUUCUUUUUCUUCUUUUUUUAUUUUACAUUUCUUCUUCUUCAUUGCUGUCUCUUCAAUGACAACUUCUACUGCCAACGAUACAUAUAGUGUUCAAGGUGUACAGUCCAAAUUCCAGGAGGGUCUGACACGCAUUGACAAGGAGUUGUCGCAGUACAAAUAUGCAAAUGAGCUCCAGAGACGUACUGGUAUUCCCAAAACCUAUUUUGUUGUAGCUGGCGCAGGUGUUAUAUUUUUGAUGAUCUUCUUCAACCUCGCUGGCCAAUUGUUGACCAACUGUAUUUCAUGGGUCUAUCCUGCAUACGCCUCGUUCAAGGCUAUUGAAUCCCCUAGCACAGAGGAUGAUAAGCAGUGGUUGACUUACUGGACCGUCAUCGGAUUCGUUCAGUUGGUCGAAUACUUCUCUGACAUUCUGUUGUACUGGUUCCCCUUUUACUAUCUCUUCAAGACCCUUCUUGUUCUCUAUCUUGCUCUUCCCCAUUUCAGAGGUGCCGAGACUCUCUAUGCUCGUUUCCUCCGUCCUUUCCUUCUGAAUGCUCAGUCUGAUAUUGACCGCCGCACUGAUUCUAUCCGUAACAAGGUUGGAGAGAUCGCCACCGGUGUAGCCCAGUCCGCAAUUCCCAAGAGCAAUUAAAGCACAUAGUCAUACAUCGCAUGCAUGCAUUCGUUCCUCUAUCUCUAUCAAUAAAUACAUAAAUAAAUACAUAAAUAAAUAAAUAAAUAAAAGGGAAUGACCAGGAAUAAUAGUAAUAAUGA
This is a messenger RNA of Phycomyces blakesleeanus NRRL 1555(-), 763 nucleotides long. RefSeq lists its product as hypothetical. Bases 66 to 641 code for a protein of 191 amino acids. The record is from RefSeq and is a predicted model, not a curated record. The transcript is spliced from 3 exons. NCBI's taxonomy places the organism in Eukaryota, Fungi, Mucoromycota, Mucoromycetes, Mucorales, Phycomycetaceae.